This is a messenger RNA of Parasteatoda tepidariorum (common house spider), 610 nucleotides long. RefSeq names its product brefeldin A-inhibited guanine nucleotide-exchange protein 3. Gene Ontology annotation, molecular function: guanyl-nucleotide exchange factor activity. The record is from RefSeq and is a predicted model, not a curated record. Lineage: Eukaryota; Metazoa; Arthropoda; Arachnida; Araneae; Theridiidae. Gene Ontology annotation, biological process: regulation of ARF protein signal transduction.
UGGCUGCUCUUGUUUAAGGCAUACUGUAAUGAGUGCAGGUGAAUUUUUGACAGUGGAUAUGUGGGAUAUACUCUGUUUGCAUUUGAAGCGAGCUUGCAAGGUCAGCCUACACAGUGUUAAGCAACUGAUGGUUUGUUUUCAUGUUGAUUCAGAUAAUUUUUACGGUGAUGUCGGGGAAGUGAAAGUGGCUGCUCGAAAAGAUUGUAGUUUGCAAGAAUGUGAACGACUGAGACAACUGUCACACCAGGUGUUUCUUCUUGAGUGUCAACAGAGUAGUGUAAUUGUGAAACCCCACUGUGCUGCAGAUGAUGAUCGGUCUUAUACCUUUUUACUUUUUCCUCCUGGUUACACUCAAAAUGAUCCUGACUCUGCUGUGAUAAGGUAUAUCAGCUCAUGUUGUGAAAAAAUUGAGAAUACCUUUUUUUUUUCUCUACAAUAAAAUUUUCCAGGAACGAAAAACAUAUAAUUCCUUAAAUAUUGAUGGUGAAGAGAACUGGUUGAUUAGACAAUUGUUAACACGAAAUCGCCCCUACAGUUUACUCACAAAUAUUUAGAAACUAAUGUGUUGUAUUGAGACCGGGAGAGCCUGGUUGGCAGGACGCAGGAUUCA